AUGUCGUCAAACUCGACAUCCACCAAGGUCGCACAGGCCGGGAUCUUGAGCGGCAAGAACCCGGCAACGUAUGACUCCAGCAACCCCAUAUUGAUCUUCAUCAUCCAGGCUGGUAUCAUCAUCAUUUUCUGCUGGCUUCUCCACUGGCCGCUGUCCAAGAUCCGCCAACCCCGCGUUAUCGCAGAAGUCAUCGGAGGCAUUCUCCUAGGCCCGUCGGUUUUUGGCCAUAUACCCAAUUUUACCAACACGAUCUUCCCAACAGCUUCAAUUCCAACUUUGAAUGCAGUCGCCAAUUUGGGACUGGUAUUCUUCCUGUUUCUGGUUGGUCUCGAAACUGACGUGCGCAUUCUGGUGAGCAACUGGAGGAUCGCCGCCAGUGUGUCACUGCUGGGCAUGAUCUUGCCUUUUGGAUUAGGUUGUGCCAUUUCGUAUGGCUUAUAUCAUGAAUUCAGCAGUGAUCCAGGCACUGUGGCUGUCGACUUUGGAACCUUCCUGCUCUUCGUUGGUGUGGCUAUGGCCAUUACCGCUUUCCCAGUUCUUUGCCGUAUAUUGACCGAAUUGAAGCUGUUGAAUACGAAUGUCGGUGUCAUUGUCCUAUCAGCAGGUGUCGGAAAUGAUGUAACUGGCUGGAUUUUGCUCGCCCUUUGCAUAGCCCUUGUGAAUGCCAGUAGCGGUAUCACGGCGCUAUACGUAUUGCUAGUUGCCGUCGGCUAUAUAUUGUUUCUCUUCUUCGUGGUCCGACCUAUUUUCGUACGAUACUUGCGCAAAACCGGCAGCCUCGAAAAAGGCCCGAGCCAGUCGGCCGUGACAGUAACGCUGUUGCUAGUCCUGGCUUCUGCCUUCUUCACCCAAGCCAUUGGAAUUCAUGCUAUUUUCGGUGGAUUCAUCAUCGGGUUGAUCUGCCCACAUGAGAAAGGGUUUGCUAUCAAAUUAACGGAGAAGAUUGAGGAUCUCGUGGCAGCUGUCUUUUUGCCAUUAUAUUUUGCUCUUUCCGGUCUUCAAACAAAUUUGGGUCUUUUGGAUUCUGGCAUUGUGUGGGGUUAUGUCGUCGGAAUCAUUGCCAUCGCCUUCUUUGCAAAGAUCAUUGGAGGAACAGUGGCCUCCAAACUAACUGGCCUUUUAUGGCGAGAAAGUUUUACAGUAGGUGUGUUGAUGAGUUGCAAGGGUCUUGUAGAACUUAUUGUUUUGAAUAUUGGCCGACAAGCCAAGAUUCUUAGCGAACGUACUUUCACUAUGUUUGUCGUCAUGGCUUUAGUGACUACGUUUAUGACCACGCCUCUCACAUUGGCCUUGUAUCCUAAAUGGUACCAAGACAAGGUUGCCCGUUGGAGAAGAGGUGAAAUUGACUGGGAUGGCAAUGUGCGAGACCAGACUACAACAACUUCAUCUAACGAAGUUCUCGAGAAGCCGACCGCAAAGCCGAUUGAACGGAUGACUGUCUACCUGAGGCUUGACAGUGUUGCAAACGUGUGCAGCUUUAUCGGACUUCUCGGCACCGACGGUAAACCACGCGAGAGUGCUCCACGCGAACACUAUUCGAAACGAGUAGCAGGCACCGCAGCCGAAUCAUCCAUUGAGGAUCAGCCCAUUGAAGAGGCCGAGAAAAAGCCACUUUUGCAUGCCCAUGGAAUCCGUCUUAUGGAACUUACAGACCGUUUGUCAAGUACGAUGAAAGUCUCCGAGAUUGAAGAGUAUUCUUCCUGGGACCCAGUUGUGAAUGUUUUCAGAUCGUUCGGUCAGAUCAAUAACAUCCCCUCAGAAGGACGCGUUUCAGUCAUACCUGAAAGCUCCUUUGCCGAUGCAGUACUCGACAUGGCUCGCGAUACUAGCUCGAAUUUCCUUUUGCUGCCAUGGAGCGCUAGUGGCCGUAUGAUCGAUCGUCAGAGUGUGUGGUCCUCGGAGAGUGCAUCAGACAAUACAAACGCACCUUACCCAUCAUUCGUGUCUGAUGUUUUGCGUGGCGUCAAUUCGUUCUCAAACGUGUCUGUGGGUAUCCUCGUUGAUCGAGCCUUGGACAUGCCAAGUCAGGAACGUCACACGCUUCACCGCGCCAACAGCACGCUAUCUCUUCCCAACAUUCGUACCAAUCUUGCUUCUUUGACUGCUGGAAACCGUAACCAGCAUAUCCUGUUCUUGUACAUUGGCGGUCCAGAUGACCGUUUUGCGCUCCGUCUCGUCCUCCAACUCGCGCACAAUCACCUGGUCACAGCAACGAUUGUUCAUAUCGACGUGCCGAAGACCGGAACAGAGGCAAACGAAGCAGAUAAUGACAAAACAUUCUUCGCCUCUAUGCGUGAUUCAUUGUCAUCCGAACUCUCGUCUCGCGUCAUAUUCAGCACAGUCGUUUCAACAGCCACGAAUGGCGACGCGGUCAAACUUGCUGUCGAAGCCGCCGAUAACGAAGCUAGCCAAGCACGCGGCGAGACAAACCAGAUUAUUGUAGUCGGCCGUCGAAGUGUGGGAACGGGAUCGUCGUCGUCGACUGAGUCAAGUGAUGGACCUGAUGCACGGUCAGUGCUGGGUGCUGUAGGUGAUGCGCUUGUGCGCAAGGAGUCUAGGGCUAGUGUUUUGGUUGUUCAAGCGACCGGGGCUUAUUAG
Molecule: messenger RNA, 2598 nt
Organism: Talaromyces amestolkiae
Lineage: Eukaryota; Fungi; Ascomycota; Eurotiomycetes; Eurotiales; Trichocomaceae
Exons: 5
Coding region: 1-2598 (865 amino acids)
Biological process (GO): proton transmembrane transport
Cellular component (GO): membrane
Molecular function (GO): antiporter activity
Source: RefSeq, a predicted model, not a curated record